UGUGGCAUGUUUCUACAUAGUGGUAGCAUCAUUUGGAACCUUCGGCAACGUGCUGGUCAUCACUGCAAUCGCGUUCUCCCGCAAGCUUCAGAAUCCCACCAAUGCCUUUGUGCUAAGCCUUGGCUUUGCAGACCUGUUGGUAUCCACUAUGCAGCCUCUGCAGGUGGUUGGUCUCCUGGCCGAGCAUGGCUGGCCCCUAACCGAUCAGGUAUGCGAGAUGGCCGGAUCAACCAUCGUGAUCUCCAUAACAAGUAGCGUAAUCACCCUCGCCAUGAUCUCUAUUAAUAGACAUUGCUUAAUCACCAAGUCCCGCAAGGUCUAUGAAUCCAUCUACCGAGGCCAGAACAUCUUCCUCAUGGUUCUCUUCUCCUGGCUUCUUCCAAUCUGCGUGCUCAUCAUCCCCCAGGCUGCAGGGUAUGGUCAACUCGGAUACGACAAGUUCACUCACCUCUGUGCCUGGGACUUUGCGCAUUAUCUAGCGAAGGUUUAUCAGAUCGUAGCAGCCAUGAUUGGAGUCAUCUCCUACUCUAUUAUUCUAAUCUGCUACUCUCUCAUAUACCUUCACCUCAAGAAGCACUCCUUAUCUCUCCAGCGUCACUCCAGUAACCUUUCGUCCAACCGCAUCGAUAAGAAGGUUCGUGUGAGCAUCAAGAUUACAAAGAACCUCUUCUAUGUUGUCUGUGCCUACAUGGUUUGUGUUGUACCCUACAGCUUAUGUCUCAUAGCCAUAUCUGAAUCCAACAUACUAGCUCGUCACGCGUCUCUGUACCUUGCUCUUAUCCUGGUGAUGAACAGUUGUGCCAAUGUCAUCAUCUACGGAUUAAAGCACCCGCAUUUUCGAGUGGUCUUCAAAUGCAUCAUCACGUGCAAUCUGACCAAGAUACCUUUGCCAUCAAGGUUCCUGAGACUUCUCUUGAAACAGAGUCCAGAGCCUCAUGUGCCAGCUUCAGGAAUACCAUCAGAUAGACCGGUCAACCUGACCAGCGAUACUUGGAAUUCACAUAACUCAUCCAGGAAGAAGAGAUCAGAGUCAUAUCUUUCUGCUACCGGUAGUUAAACUCACACAAUGAUAUUCUCACAUUGUGGGUUGAAGAAAAUGAAUGCUCUGUGUAUUAAAUCUUCAUUCACUGCUGACUGAAACCCUCACGUAUCUGCCACUGCUUGUACACCUUCCAUAUACUGCAUGUGUGACAGAACUCGAAGGCUGCAGUCCAAGGUUAUACAUUAGUAUAUCAAAGCGGUUCUAGGACACCUACCCCCUGGACAACCACCCCUAGGAUA
This is a messenger RNA of Strongylocentrotus purpuratus (purple sea urchin), 1281 nucleotides long. RefSeq names its product melatonin receptor type 1A. Gene Ontology annotation, biological process: G protein-coupled receptor signaling pathway. NCBI's taxonomy places the organism in Eukaryota, Metazoa, Echinodermata, Echinoidea, Camarodonta, Strongylocentrotidae. Bases 149 to 1057 code for a protein of 302 amino acids. Gene Ontology annotation, molecular function: G protein-coupled receptor activity. Gene Ontology annotation, cellular component: membrane. The transcript has a single exon. The record is from RefSeq and is a predicted model, not a curated record.